CAAACGCUUCUGAUUGGCUCGUCUCUAAAUUAGAGUCUCGCCUCGACAUCUUCAUACUCUCUUAGGAAAUAACAUGAAAUUUUUUUAAGUUGUUCAGAUUACUUAAAUAGUUAAUUAACAUAAAGAUCAAUACUUCCCAUAUAUAUGGUCACCAAUAUGUUUAUGUGUGUUUAAGUGUUUACUGUCAAUAUUAAUAUUAUUCACCACGGAGUUUAAUAAAUCAACUUGAUUAAAGUAUAACUAUAUUCGUUAAUUAACUCUAGUAGGAAAAUCUCUAUGAAGUGUGGAAUGUUGACUCAGCAUGUCAGAUGUUGUUGAGUGUUUUGUUUGCAAAAUUAUUUUUUGUGACCAGGAUGCCUAUUGGAAACAUGUCUACGAGGAAGACUGUCACAAUCCGUGUAGAACUUCACCUGCUAAUUUCAGUAAUGACAAAAAUAACAUCCAAAAAUCUGUUGAAAGCCUGUCUAAAAUAAGCAAUCACUCUGCCCAAUCAUCUACAAAUCAGCCUUCCAAUGUUUUGUUAAAACCAUCCUCAUUUGAUAAAGUGUGUAAUGUUAAGGCGCCACUCAAUAAAAAACCUAAUAAGGCUUUUUGCGGUGUUUGUAAAACCUACAUGAGUGAUUUUGAUUUAAUUCGGCAUGAGGCCGGUAAAAAGCAUUUGAAAAUGUUAGAAAAAGGAAACCUAUAUGCCCCUAAAUCAGUCGACGGACAUCAAGAUGCCAACCAUUCUACUCUUAAUCGUCAAGGAAAUUAUUUUAAAGAAGAAAAUUAUUGUGAUCGUAAUCAUAACCCCCAUAGCAUGACUUAUGAUAUACCGUCGUGUAAGACUUCAUCUUCAGAGGCUCCAGUAAAAUGUGAUGCUGAUUCGCAGUUCAUUCCUAAUGUACGUUCGCUCUUAAAUUUUAAUGAGACAUCCGAGAAUAAUUCAAGCAAAUCAGCUACUAAGUCUAUUUUACGCAGAAUAUGUAUGACGGAAAUUUCAUCACUUCUAAGUCAAAUGGUUGGAGAUAUGUAUAAAAAUACUCAUUUUUAUAGGCAAUUAAAAAUAAAGUGUCGGAACGACCUUAAUUCCAUCUUGUGUCUUGAGGUCCCUAUUCUGCAGAGCACAGUCAGUCAAGAACUCUCAGAAUCAAAUUCUUCCGGACUAAACAGCGUUUAUCAUGAUGAAAAUACGUCGCUCAGUCAGUUACUUUUGUCUUGGGUCAAACAACUCCAUGCACUAGACAACGAUUAGUUUCAUUAAUGAAUUGUUCAUUUCUUUGAGUAUUUCAUUGCAUCUUCACAAAUAGAGACUAUUUUGAUAAAAAGUGAUUUCUUCAUUUUGAUUGCUUGUUAGUGUUGUAGAAAUUGUCAACGUUCAAAGGACUGAUUAUUUUCACAUUCUAUGCCUAAAAUUACAGCUAUGGUAUAGAUCUACCCCUCAUUCAUCUCUGCUGCUUUCUUUCCUUUCUACAUAACUUUUCAUUAGGUUCAUAUGCUUCAUCGCUAUAUUUUUAUUAUCUUAGUUCCAUUCUAGGGAAUGAAGUGUUUCCAUUUCAUCGCCCCGAAAUGCCCUGAUACGGCCGAUAGUGGGGAGAGUCAGCUCUCCGUCUCGAGAUGCUCUCACAUGGCCAUGUGCAUACAACCACUGCCAGAGAAGUUCUACUCACUGCCUUCUCACGGCGAGGGUGUUGUUUACGAAAUUGAGAG
Messenger RNA from Schistosoma bovis, 1689 nucleotides. The record is from the annotation of a GenBank genome assembly. NCBI's taxonomy places the organism in Eukaryota, Metazoa, Platyhelminthes, Trematoda, Strigeidida, Schistosomatidae.